This is a messenger RNA of Phytophthora infestans T30-4, 3993 nucleotides long. RefSeq names its product vacuolar protein sorting-associated protein, putative. The transcript has 2 exons. Gene Ontology annotation, cellular component: extrinsic component of membrane. Gene Ontology annotation, biological process: protein retention in Golgi apparatus; protein targeting to vacuole. The record is from RefSeq and is a predicted model, not a curated record. Lineage: Eukaryota; Oomycota; Peronosporomycetes; Peronosporales; Peronosporaceae. Bases 1 to 3993 code for a protein of 1330 amino acids.
AUGGCGUUCGACCUCGACGUUUCCGAGAGAGAAAACAGCACACUACACACCGCGUCGUGCUCGCUUGUUCUCGACGACUACGCUUGCAAGUGCCAGAAGAUGUUUGACGGAACAGUACCAUUCCAUCCUACUGAAAUCUGCAAGGCCAACGGAAGCUUUUUCCACGCUCACAGUCGCGUCUUCACGUCGUCCAAUGCUAGCAGUCUUCAAUAUGCUCAGUUGAAACUGAUGUCUCCACUAACGCUAGUCAACAACUGCGGCGUUCCGAUUGUUGCGGUGCUGUUCACACUCAAAAAGGUUCGACGUACGGCAGGGGCUUGCGAAGAAGCUCAUAUGGUAUCGUCGCAGGUCGUUCCUCCACGUGGUCGAGUAGAUACGCUGUCGUGUGCUCUCCACGACGAGACAUACUGCUCGAUUUCCAUGACAGGCUCCAGUUGGAGUCGUCUUUUCCGUAUUCCAAGCCUCUUGGAUUCGACCGAAGAAACAACGAAAACAACUACACCAACAGCAGCUCUCAAGGCGAUUUCAUCACUACCGUUGAAGCCCAGAAGUGACAAGAACGUGGUGUUAUCUCUGCUGGAUUUUCAGUCCAGAACCGCUACGUUGCAUGUAUCAUUUGACAGCAAAGAAACUCGUGAACGCAACGCGGGACACUUCAUGAUCGUGCAACCACGCUUUUUACUGCGAAAUGCUACAUCACUUCCGCUUAUCUUUUCCCCUCAAGUGAAGUUGAUCGAGAAGAUUCCUGGUACAAAGUCGAUGAUGGCGCGGUUUGCCAAGUCUCCAUUCUCUCCAUCUAGGAAGAAGCAGAAAGAUGAAUGUUGCAGAUCAGCAGAAAUGGAGGCUAUACACGCAAAGCUGAAUGCGCUUCAAGACCAAAAGGUGUCAGAAGAUGCUAUUGACGAGGACGAGCUGCAAGCACAUUAUUAUUCUGAGGUCAGUGCGAUCAUGGUACAACUGGAAGGUAACACUCUACAGUCGUCAAGCGCACAGGAUAUCAGUCUUGAGGUUGGAGCCAACACUUCGCUACGUGUCUACAAUGAGGCCACGAAGCGUUAUCAUGAUGUCGUGGCUCUCUUUAAACAAGUAGGGGGGUCAAGAUCCAUGGAGGUGACGUUUGUCGAGCGGUAUCUACUGCUAAACCAAACACAUCAUGUGCUUUUAGCGUCUGCAGUAUCCGACAUUGCUGCUAAGAAAGGAGCUGGAGAUGACAAGAAAGUUCUAGCUGCACCACCACGCUCCUCGUCCGAGUUCAGUUGGUGGACGCAUUCUUCCGUACCUUCGGACACGUGCAUUCGACUGAAAGUCCAGCGUCCAAGUGGUGAUGACAAGCAAGUCGAAGACUACCAAUGGAGUGGCAAGUUUUCCUUACACGACGUCAGCGAGACAGCGUUGAAGGUCAGCACUCCGGAUGCUUCUAGAAUUUGUGUAUUACGCGUCCAAGUUCGCGUGGAGGCAACUGUACAAGUCUGCGUUGUGGUGACAAGCGAGGAUGUUGCGGAGUUCCCGCUGUAUCGAAUUAAUAACUCGUGUGCACGGGAAACUAUCUGGUUUAAGCAGAUUUUCGAUGGCGUCAAGAAGGACGCAUCAGCUUUCCAACGUGGCGUGAUGCAGUGUGUAGCGCCAGGUGAAAGCGUGUGUUUUGGGUGGGAUGAAGCUUUCUUCUUAGGUACUCCGAACCGUGAGAUAAGUGUCUGGUAUGCACCAAAAGAUGGCACGACCUCUUCGGAUUAUCAUAGCUCAAUUCUUCUAGAUCAACCAGGAGAAUCGCAGCAAGUGGAGAUCCCAUCCAAAGACGCUCUCCCGAAGGCACCAAGUCGAGUGUAUGUGCGCUGGCAUCUCCAAGGUGUUACCAAGACGAUGGUAGCGCAAGACGUGCCUCUUAAUCGGAAGGAACGAGCAGGUAAACAGACUCGAGAACUGGUAGCAGCACAUGGUGAGAUGCAGAGAUCCACAUCACCAGGCUUCACAUCUGAGGUGGUGGCGCACUUCCGCUUGCCACAUUUUGGAGUCUCGCUUGUGACCAGUACACCUGAUGAACUCCUGCUCUUCUCUGGUCAAGAUGUGGAUAUCGCGUAUGCUAAUAUCAACAAUGAUCACGAUCAGUGUGAAGUGAAAAUCGGGUGCUUCCAGCUCGACAAUCAACUAAGUGACGCGAUUUAUCCUGUUGUGAUCGCUCCAAUCCUGAAGAAAGGUAGCGGGUGUGCUGGAUUCCGAGAUGAAGCCUCAUCGUCUUCACCUGACAAACUGAAAAGUGCUGAGGUUCGCUCAGCUCAUGGUACGGAUUCAUCGAGUGGGGAUGAAGGUGAGAACGGAGUGAAAAUUGGCUCACGUGCACCUGUUAUUCGACCGCAUUUCUUCCAUCUCUCGAUUUUGCGACUCAGCUACGAUGCCAACAUGGACUACAUCAAGUACUUUUCAGCAAUGAUGCAGCCCGCUAGGAUUCAGAUCGACGAAGCUUUCUUGCUUGCUCUUGCAUCAUUUGUCACGGAUUGUUCAGCUACGUUGGAGAGGAAUUAUCCACCCGAACGACGACGUCUUACCAGUGAGGCAUCAAAGGUGCAAGCAACGUCCGACAAGAGGUUCAAGCCAAACUCGGAGCGCAGAAUUUACAUUGAAACACUGCAACUUCAUCCCGUCAAGAUCCAGCUGAGUGUCACGACUCUAAACCAUUAUGGCGAAACCGAAGAGUCCGCGACAGGGCUGGCCUCGCUGGUUAAACUCCCGCUUGCAGUCACGAAAGCUUUGCUGAGCUCCACAUUCUCCCAGAUCGACAGUGCUACACUGUACUUGAAUGCUCUCCACCUCAAUCAUGCGUUCGCGUCUGGGGCCUUCUUGAUGUCGACGGUGCAGCAACACUACAUGUUGCAAGGAAUGCGUCAGAUUUACUCUUUAAUCGGCGCCGCAGACAUCUUGGGUAACCCAGUGGGUCUGGUGACCAACCUUGGUGUAGGAGUAAAGGAUUUCUUCUACGAACCUGCCGCAGGACUUGUUACCUCGCCACAAGAGUUUGUCUUGGGACUCUCUCGUGGAACAACCAGCCUCUUCACUCACUCGUUGUACGGAGCUUUCAACGCUGCCAGUAAAGUCACAGGCACUCUGUCAGAAGGUAUCGCUACCUUAUCACUAGAUCGUAAAUAUCUCGCCGAACGUAGAGCUCAAGGACCACGGAAGCAAGUAGCCACACAUAUUGGGACGGGGUUGAUUCACGGUACGAAGCAGCUUGGUAAGGGUAUCUUCGCAGGUGUUACGGGUGUCAUUACCGCUCCAGCUCAAGGAGCGAUGCAAGGAGGUCUUCCAGGAUUUAUCGAGGGGGUUGGCAAGGGUUUAAUCGGUGUAGCAGUCAAACCUGCAGCCGGCGUACUGGAUCUAGCAGCCACGACAGCAGCAGGCAUCACUGCUACAACGUCAGCAUUAGAUCGUCGCACAGGCUUGGGCAAAGAAGUCUAUCGUCGUCGUGAGCCUCGACUACUUCGUGUGACGAGUGAUCAACGAGUUCGAGUGUAUACUUCUGCAGACGCGCUGGUAUCUCGGUUGCUGCUGACGUUGCCGAUGAAAUUUAAGUUGCAGCUUCCCAACGAACUGUACGAUACGCACAUCUUCCUGCCUGGCGCGCGUAUUCUAGUGGCUACAUCUUUGCGUCUUCUUCUGCUUGAAUUUGCGUCCGGAGGAACUUUAGCAACGCUGACGACGGCAAUCAUGUCGUCGACGUCGAUUCCUCCUCCCUCGGUACUCUGGAGUCAUCCUUUGUCGAAGCUGGUAGGCGCUCAGCGUACGCCAACAGGUAUUGCCGUGCAUAUGGGGGCAAACGCUUUUGAUGCUGAGCUUGCAGGCGCAGAUGCACCUGGCAAAGCGAAGGACGAUGUAGCAACGUCGAUACUUUCGGAUCUGGAGGAAUUGGGGGCCGCAGGUACUGAUCGUGUGCAGGCGUUUCUCACUGACCUGGUCGUCCGACACCAGCGAGCUACUGCUACAAGCUACGGCACUGAGUAA